Melospiza melodia melodia is the source of this 4723-nucleotide messenger RNA. RefSeq names its product beta-1,3-galactosyltransferase 5 (gene B3GALT5). Gene Ontology annotation, cellular component: Golgi membrane; endoplasmic reticulum. The record is from RefSeq and is a predicted model, not a curated record. Gene Ontology annotation, molecular function: N-acetyl-beta-D-glucosaminide beta-(1,3)-galactosyltransferase activity. Lineage: Eukaryota; Metazoa; Chordata; Aves; Passeriformes; Passerellidae.
AGGAAAAGAAAGGGAGAGGAUUUGGCAUUAAUAACCCCAGCAGCUCAGUGCUGAAGUGAUAGAAACUGGUGUGUGUUGCAGAAGAGGCUGGUGACAGGUAUCAAAGGAAAAAGGUUCAGAAAAUACAGCACAAAAAGUUUUUCCCUUUGUCCUGCAUUUUUGGGGGGGGUUUCCACCCUUUUUGCCUCCCAGUUUGGGAGCACACUGUUAAUUCAUAAAGCUGGUGAGCCAGGACUGCAUCAGCAGAAAUGUCAUUUUUGGAGAGCUCCAGACUGGCCCCUGCUCCUCUGAAACUCUUGCAUUUAGAAAAAAAAAAAAAAAUGUUUUCUGCUGUUCUUGAUAUUUUCUUAUAAUCUAUGUGUGCUUAAUCCUUCUCUGUGUCAUGCUGAGCUUAUGGAAAAAGAAAUUUAGGGGCUUUAUUCCAAGGAAAAUUGGGAGUUAGCAGCUUUUACCAGCCCUUACAGCAGGGCGUGUGUUCCAUUCAGUGAUUAGGAGAGGCAAAAGGGAAUAAUGCUGCUGACUUUGUGCAGGAUCUGAGUCUGGAGCUCCUGGUCCCACUCUUGAGUUGUGCCUCUGAUUUUGGGGCUCUUUCAGUCUUUUUACAAAGCAAGGACUUCUGCAGGUGGCCCAAAGCAUUUUUGCUCAUUUGUGGUUUGGGUUUUUCCCUGGCUGAUGUGGGCUUGACCUGGGUGCAGAACAUCAGCAGCUGAGCCUGACAGCAGCUCUGCCCCAGAAAAGGUAAGAAAAGUUAUUUUUUAAAAUGGAUAUUUCCAGGGGGACUCCAGACCUACUUCCCUGCCUCCCUGAGCUCUCUGGCACGCAGCCCUCAUCUCCUGGAGCUCUUCAGAUAAUUACACUCAUUAAAGGAGAUGCCAGGUUAAUUCUGAGGCAGUAAUUAGGUUUUGGCAUAGGAGUAACCACGGCUUGAUGUCUGGGAAACACAAAGGAUUUGCACCAGGGUCAGAGGUGUGAACAGAGGGACCCCAAAACCAACCCAUGGCAGGGUGGAGGAGGGAUGAAUCUGGUGGAAAUAGGGACUUGAAAAAUACAGAGUUUGGGAUUGGGAUCCCAGACCUUGGCCACCUUCUUCAUAGAAUGAUAAAUAACACGGAGAACAAACAUUUCCACCUCCCCUGCAGGAUCCCAAUCCCGGACCUUGGCCACCUUCUUCAUAGAAUCCCAAUGAUAAAUAACACAGAGAACACACUUUCCACCUCCCCUUUAAAAGAUUUUAAAGACUAACUGGCAAGCAGAAAUAUAAAAUAAUGUAUUUUCUAUAUAAAAUGAUGUGGAGGCGUGCCCAGAGGGUGAUAAACGUGCCUGGGACAGUGGAGGAACAGAUAAAGAGGCUCCAGUGGGUUUUUGGUAAAUUAUGUAAAAAGAAGCAACAGAAAGAAAGUUAGAAGAGUUUAUUCCUGCCAAUUUUGGUGCCAUUUCUGGUGAACCCACACUGGACAACUGCCUGGUGUCCCCUGAGGCUCUGGGAUUUUCCAUGCUGGAGAAAAUGACAGAUUCCCCUGGGAUUCCUUUGGGACACAGAGCAGCUGACCCAGCUUCAGAAUGUGACUCAUGGCCCCUCCAGCAAAGGGAUCAGGAGCAGUUUCUGGGUUGGUGCAAGAGCCCCACGGGAGGCAGAGGUGAUGAAGAUGAGAGGAACCUGGCUGGCUGUGACCCUGGGACAGCUGCUGGCUCUGGGACACAGGCACAAAUGGAAAAACAUGAUGGAUUCCAGGAAGUUCAGGCUGUUUGCCUGCCUGCUGGGGCUCAGCAGUGCCAGCCUCUGGCUUUUCCACACCUGGACCGAGCUGUGCCUGUUCUGUGAGAGCAGCCAGGGCUACCUGCUCCCCACGGAGCCCUUCAGGAGGAUGGAAGGGAACUUCUCCCAGCUCCCAGACGUUGACUGCCACAAGGACCCCCCUUUCCUGGUGCUGCUGGUGGCGUGCUCGUUCCAGCAGCUGGAUGCCAGGAUGGCCAUCAGGCACAGCUGGGGCAGGGAUAGGACGGUGGCUGGGAAGCGCCUGGUGACCCUGUUCCUGCUGGGGAGCCCUGGGGAGCCCAGCCAGCAGGCUGGCCUGGCUGCUGAGAGCCAGACGUACAGAGACAUCAUCCAGAAGAACUUCACAGACACCUACUACAACCUGACCCUGAAAACCAUGAUGGGCAUGGAGUGGAUGCACAGGUUUUGCUCCCAGGCCAGCUUCGCCAUGAAAACCGACACGGACGUGUUUGUCAACGUGUUUUACCUCACCGAGCUGCUCCUGAGGAAAAAGAAGAGCACUGGGCUCUUCACAGGGUUUUUAAAACUGCACGAGUACCCCAUCAGGACAAGAAGGAGUAAGUGGUAUGUGAGUAGGGAAGAGUAUCCAGGAGCGACCUACCCACCCUUUUGUUCCGGGACUGGAUAUGUUUUAUCCAGCGACGUGGCCAGCCAGAUCUAUAACAUUUCUGAGAGUGUUCCCUUCAUCAAACUGGAGGAUGUGUUCAUAGGGCUGUGCCUGGACAAAUUAAAGAUUCAGCUGCAGGAGCUGCACUCGGAGCAGACGUUUUUCCCAGAAAGGAUCAGGUUCUCUGUUCCUCGCUUCAGGAAAAUCGUGACGUGCCAUGGGAUCAAACCUGCUGAGCAGAUGAGCUACUGGAACCACCUGGUGGCAGCCACCCAAGGAGGAGUGCUGUAGCACCCUGCCCUGCCCCACUGAACAGACUGAAAUUCUCUGCUUUUACAGGGCUGCUCCCCACUCCAGCAAAAUCCCAACGAACUCCAGCUCUGUCAGGUUAAAGGAUUCAGAAAUGGUUAUUUUAAUCCCAGGAUCAGAGAAUGGUUAAGGUGGGAAAAGAUCUCCAAGAUCAUUGAGUCGAACCUUUGACCAAACACCAGCUGUCAACUAAGCCAGAGCACUGAGUGCCACAUCCAGUCAUUCCUUGAAUACAUCCCUAGGCAGCUCCUUCCAGUGCCCAGUGAUUUCCCAAUCCAGUCAUUCCUUUCCUUCCUUUCCUUUUCUUUUCAAAUCCUUCUUGGCAAUGAUUUCCCACAUCCAGCCAUUCCUUGAGCACCUUCCUGGGCAGCCCCUUCCAGUGCCCAAUGAUUUCCCAAUCCAGUCAUUCCUUUCCUUCCUUUCCUUCCUUUCCUUCCUUUCCUUCCUUUCCUUUUCUUUUCAAAGCCUUCUUGGCAAUGAUUUCCCAAUCCAGUCAUUCCUUUCCUUCCUUUCCUUUUCUUUUCAAAUCCUUCUUGGCAAUGAUUUCCCACAUCCAGUCAUUCCUUGAGCCCCUCCCUGGGCAGCCCCUUUUAGUGCUCAACCACCCUUUCUGUGAAAAAACUCCCUAUUUCUGCCCAAAAAACCUGCAAACCUCCUUCUCUCCAUUCACUCCCACCUCUGUGCAUUCCUUCUCUACACAAGUUACAAUUAUUUUUUCCCUGAAAUAUCCAGGCCUGCUAACUCACCCUCUAAACCUUGCUGCCAGAGUCCUGGGAACAUUUCUGCUGUGCCAAACAAGAAAAAAAAAAAAAAAAAAAAAAAAAAAGUCAAAGCACUUUUGUUCAGGGAAUAAAAUCUGCAGCAUCUUCUUGAUGAAUUGCUGCACCCAUCUGUGCAGGCACUUAAGGGAUGGCAUUUGUAGCUGUCAGGAUGCCUCCUCCUGGCACAGGGAGCUGCAGCCCUGCCCUUGCAGCCAGCUCUGAGUGGGCUGAGCUGCAUCCUGGCACAGAUCCCUCCUUCAUCUACACAGAUUUUAUUUUAUUUUUGCAGAGAUGGCAGAAAUUGCCCAUGCAAUGCUCUCAGGACAACCUUGGGCAGUGCAGGUCAGCUGGUGGAGGUGCAAAAGCUGCUGCAGCUCUUUCCUUGUCUGUGCUUCCUGCUGAAAAUAAUCCAGCGGUGGAGCCAGUGCAGGGUGUCUGCUCUUCCCAUUAAACAGACCCUGGAGACAUCUUUUUAUAUUUGUGUCUCGCUUGGAUUGCCUGAGAGCUGCUGUGAAUGGCUUGCCAAGGCGAAACCAGAGUCACUUACAGUGAUUUAGACUUUAGACUUUUUUUUUUUUUUUUUUUCCAAAGAGAAACUGGGUGUGUGAGGGAGAAGACAGGAGGAUUUUUCUCCUUUUAUAACAAGACCGAGUGGAAAUGUGCUCAAGUAAUCAUUCAGGCUGGGAGUGCUAUUUCUUAUUUUCACUCCCAGGCAAGGACUCAUGAAAUCUUUGGGAUGAUGAUAAGUUUCAGAGAUAAGGAGAGGGGUCUUUACAGCAGAUGCUGAAAAAUCCCUCAGGGCUCUGAGGAGGGAGAAGGGAGCUGAGAAAUCCUCCCUUAUGCAAUGGUCCUGUUUGAUUUUCCUGCAGGCACAGUUAGAGCUGAUAACACAGGUCAGUGUUAUCAGCAUGGAAUGCCUGUAAUGUCUGUGGGAAGGGUUUUUUCUAAAAAAGCAGUGAAAGUGGAGCUGUUCCCAAGGGGAGCUGAGGGGAUCCAGCAUAGGAAAAGCUUGGAAGAAAGGCAGGAAAAACAGAUUUUAUUGUUUUGGAGUUAUUUAUUUUUAUUGUUUCUUUUCAUUGAAGAGAAGGGUCUUUCUCUUUCUUUCUUUCUUUCUUUCUUUCUUUCUUUCUUUCUUUCUUUCUUUCUUUCUUUCUUUCUUUCUUUCUUUCUUUCUUUCUUCCUUCCUUCCUUCCUUCCUUCCUUCCUUCCUUCCUUCCUUCCUUCCUUCCUUCCUUCCUUCCUUCCUUCCUUCCUUCCUUCCUUCCUUCC